This is a messenger RNA of Danio rerio (zebrafish), 1619 nucleotides long. Lineage: Eukaryota; Metazoa; Chordata; Actinopteri; Cypriniformes; Danionidae. The record is from RefSeq and is a predicted model, not a curated record.
AAAAUAUUAAAAAGUUACAACUUACUUAGUAGAACAAACCUAGAUGAAACUUUCUCUAUUUAGUUUAUACUACUUGUACAAACCACCUCUUAAAUGUGAGUAAACUCUGGCCACUUUUAUGACAGAAAUACACAAUUAGAUAUCAGCAUUGCAUGUUUUCAUGCCUCCCACAUCUAUCUCAUAAAUAAAGUGUAAACUGUGGUUUCCUGAGUUGAAAUACCUCACCGGAGAUGCUUCAUGAGAGAGAAUGAGGUCACUGUCUCUUUAAGAAGCAUCCUGCUGGAGCGCCUGCUCUUUGACUUGAGUUCACAUCUCGGUCCGCAAACACUCGAGAGAGGAGAAAAACACAGAGAGAGUUCACAUGUGAAAGGAUACUCGUGGACUCGCUGAUUCACGCAUGGAGGGAAAAAUCGCAUGACAAUCUGCUGGAUGAAGAUUGACUUUCAUAUGGACUCACCCUUACAGCAGAUGGAGACGGCUUAACCAUCAUGGAUCCAGAGGACAAACUGAGCAGAGAAAAGCUGAUCUUCUAUCUCACAGUCCCACUUUCCUCCAUCAUCAUCUUCACCAACCUCUUCAUCAUAAUCGGCAUUGCAUGCAACCGGCAGCUCCACAACACUCCCAAUUACUUCUUCUUGAGUCUCCUGGUGGCCGAUUUAUGCACGGGCAUCACGCUUCCCUUCAUUCCCCGCAUGAGCCUGGACCGACAGCUGGAUUUCAGACACUGCCUGGUCAUGUACAUCUUUCCCAACUUUCUGUUCCUGUCAUUCCUGUUCAAUUUGGUGAUGGUGCAUUACGAGCGCUACCUCUGCAUCGUCAGCCCGCUCCAUCACAGUCAGUUCUGGGUUCAUCGAUGUUUCCCGUUGGCGCUAUUGACGGUUUGGCUUCCUCCAUUGCUUUACGCAUCACUUCCUGCUUUUGGAUGGAACAACUGGAUUGAAGCAGCAUCCAAUAAGAGUUUAGACUCGAACGAGACGUUUUGGAGAUCACAAACUUCUCAUAACGCUUCCAAAGAGGAUGAGGUCUGCUCCUACAAACAGGUUUUUCCCAAAGCCUUCAUUUAUGUGGAAGUUUGUGGACUGGUGUUGCCGGCAAUGCUGUGCAUCGUGUGCAUGACAGGACGGGUGUUAUGGAUCGCGCGCAAACAGCUGCAGGACAUCUGUAAACUCCACCGUGCCGUAGAUCGCUUACAAACAUCAGACCAAGAGCAGCAGCUGAAUCUGCGAUACGCCAAAUGUGUGGCCGCCGUGUCGCUUACGUUUUUGGUGUGUUGGGUGCCGUAUAUCAUCUACCAGCUGAUGUCAGUGACGGCUCUGCAGAGCGGCGUCAGCUUGCCCAGCUCCUCUUUAUAUAUCAUCAUGUCCUGCACGGGGAUCGGGAGCAUGGCAGUCAUCCCGUUGAUCUUGGGACUAGCCAACAAGCAGUACACGGAGCCCAUCAGAAGAGUGAUGCUGAAACUGAGGAACCGCUGGAGAGGAGGACAUAGUGAUAGAGAUAUUACAAUUUGAUGAGGGAAGAAGAAGAGAAUUGAAUGUUCUUUUGGAAAUAUGCACUACUGUUUGAAUGCUUGAGAUUAUGUUAAAGGGCACCUAUGGUAAAAAUCUACUUUUCAAGCUGUU